AUGUCGUGUUGCAGUAGUACUCACCUCAACAGUAGCAUGCACCGUAACACCAUAGUUUUCCAUAUUCUCAAAAAUACAAUUAACAGAUUUCAGCUUUUCCAAGUUAUCUAUUACUCACAUUAUCCUUCUCUUGUCCCUCGAUGCGGUCUCACGACCCCCACCUCUGCUGCAGCCAUGGAGGUGAACGAACCAAAGUACAGGGCGGCCGUCGGCAUCCUCAUCUUUCUCCCGUGGGCCCUCACCGUCCUCGUCCUCGGGGGCUACGGCUACCUUCUGCGGGACUGGCGCUGGCUCAGUGUCACGACCUCCCUGCCCUGCCUGCUCUUCCUGCCGAUGCUGCUGGUGCUGGACGAAUCGCCACGCUGGCUGAUCGUGCGCGGCCGCCACGACGAUGCGCUGCGCGUCCUCCAGAAGGCAGCGCGCUGGAACAAGGCUCAGCUACCGCCCGAGGAGGAGCUUCGCGCCCUCAUGGACCACAUCAGGAAGGAGGCACUGACUGCGACUAAGAAAAGCGAUGCGUCCACCUCAGGGCUUGUCAGAUCCUUGAAGAAUAUAAUGGAAGACGUUAUUGUGCUUGUAAGAACAAGAAGGAUGCGUAGCAUCACGCUGUCGUUCUAUGCCCAGUUCUUUGUGCUGGGAAUGGUGUACUACGGCCUCUCGUUCGGCGCCGACAAGCUGGGCGUGGACCCGUUCGUGUACAUGGCGGUCAGCGGAGUGAUGGAGGUCCCUGGCGGUACACUGAGCAUCCCUCUGGCGGAGAAGAUGGGCAGGAGAGCCUCGAGCACGUUGUUCUUCGUGGCCACCGCCGGCUCGCUGCUGGUGCUCGGCUUCAUCCCAACUGCUUUGGAGUGGCUGGUGGUCACAUUGGCCAUGCUGGGUCGGCUGGCCAUCACCGUAGCUUUCCAAAUCGUGUAUCUCUAUGCCAGCGAAAUCUUCCCGACGGAGGUGCGCGUCCGAGGGCUCGGAACUUGCACAAUGCUGGGCACGGUUGGUGCCAUGCUUGCCCCCUUCAUUUUGGAAAUAUUGGGCUCCAUCAAAUCAUGGGUGCCACUGUUUGUGUUCGGCGUGGCAGCCUUUGUGGCCAGCGUGACCACGUUCUGGCUGCCAGAGACCCGCACGGCUCCCAUGCUGGACACCGUGGCCAGUCUGGAGGCAACUUACAGCGGGGCCAAGGAAGCAAGGUAG
Messenger RNA from Penaeus monodon (black tiger shrimp), 1185 nucleotides. Its product is annotated as organic cation transporter protein-like. Lineage: Eukaryota; Metazoa; Arthropoda; Malacostraca; Decapoda; Penaeidae. Bases 1 to 1185 code for a protein of 394 amino acids. The transcript is spliced from 7 exons. Gene Ontology annotation, biological process: transmembrane transport. Gene Ontology annotation, molecular function: transmembrane transporter activity. The record is from RefSeq and is a predicted model, not a curated record. Gene Ontology annotation, cellular component: membrane.